CUCUGCGUCUCUGAUUUUGAUGCUUGCAAAGGGACAGAGAGAGGAGAGAGAGAGGAGGAGGUAUCAGACGUACAAGUAGGAGCAGGACAGUGUGAUUUUACUGCCACCGUGUUCCCUCCUCUCCUCUCUCCUCAGUCCUCACUGCCCAGUCCUCACAAGCUCCUCGGCUCCUUUCGCUUCUUCCCCUUCCCCUCUGUUCUUCGCCCCUCGCACAGCGCCAUUGCGGAGUGGGUGAGGUGGGAGAGAGUAAGGCAGAGCGAGGAGGAGCAAGACUGAUUGCAUUGCUAAAGGCGAAACAGAGAAAGGAGGUUGGUUGGGUUCCGCGGCGGCCGGCGAUGCUGCGGAGGAUGGUGUCCGACCCGGCCCCGGACUCCUCCGGCGGGGAGGCCAGGCCCCGCGCCGGCGCCGCGCUCUUCGCCGUCCCGCGGCUCUUCGUCGGGUUCGCCGCCAAGCGCCCGUCCGACGGCGAGUCCUCGAGGAGCCCGACGUCGCCGCUCGACCCCAAGGCGCUGCUGCUCCGGUCGCCGCGCUCGCCGAGGACCUGGGGCGCGCCGGGCCUCGUGGACGCCCUCGCCGGCGACGCCACCAACUGCCUGCUCAGCCCGCGCCUGCGGCUCAAAUCGUACAGCUCCCUGCCCAAGGACUGCGGCGGCGGCGGCGGCGGUUAUUCGCCGCCGGAGCUCGGCAAGACGAUGUCUUGCCCCGCCCCGGACACCGCGGCCGCCGCCGGCAUGUCGGUGCCGUGCAGCAGGUUCCACCACGGGGAUCUGAAGUCUGGUCCCGAGGCCACUCAGUCGGAUGGCGCUCAACUCAGCAAUGGCAAGCGGCACUCGUUCGAUCUCGGCAAGCUCCCGGGGCCCGGAUCGCUGCCGGCGUCGAUCGCCGCCGGGACCCGUGGCUUCAUCGGCUCGGUCUCGGCGAGCGAGAUCGAGCAGUCGGACGACUACACCCGCAUCAUCGCGCGCGGCCCGAACCCGAAGACGACGCACAUCUUCGGCGACUGCAUCUUGGAGCCCCACACGGUUGGGGACUCCGACGAGGCCGCCAUGGAGGUGGAGGAAGGAGCCGCCGGGUGCUACUUCGUGGUCAAGUGCGCCGCCGGUGCUGCCCCGGCAGCCGACGACUUCCUGAGCACCUGCUUCACUUGCAAGAAGAAGCUGGAAGGCAAUGACAUCUACAUUUACCGUGGCGAGAAGGCCUUCUGCAGCGCCAAUUGCCGGGACCAAGAGAUCCAGCUCGAAGAGGAAGCCGAGAACAACACGGCGAGCAUCUCCCCUCGCUCGUCCUGCUCCUCCAUCCACGAGGACAUCUUCAUGGCCGGCAUGGUCGUCGCGACGUGACCUCGACGGACCCCCACCAAAACCCACCGCGCCGUCUCGCCGCCGCGGCGACGGCGACGAACGCGCCCGCCUUUUUUUCCUCCUCCCUUGCCGUUGCAAAGGGUUCAGACGAUCGCCAACGACGAUCCAUCAGCGGUGGACGUCGCCGUCAUCGUCAUCAUCAGCUUGUUGUUUUUGAUUCAGCAAACUGAAGAAACGGUGCGCUCAUGGUGGGUCAUCGCCGCUCGUCCUGGAAACCUGCAGGGAUCUGGGCUUUUUCAGAAAGAGGAGAGGGGAAGAGAUAGAGAGAGGUCGCCUGCCUGCCACUGUAGUUUUGAUCCCAAAGGCUGCUUGGCUGGCCGGCCAGUGUGCCCCCAUCUCAUCCCCUUUUUCUUGCUCGCUUUUCUUCUUCGCUUUCCUCCUACUCGCAGCAGCAGUGACUGUGUCUGCGCAUCGCAUUGCCACACUACUGCCUCUCUGAGAUAAUGACAUUGAGCUGCUUUGAGUCAUUUUCCAUUGCUCUUUUA
Molecule: messenger RNA, 1846 nt
Organism: Setaria italica (foxtail millet)
Lineage: Eukaryota; Viridiplantae; Streptophyta; Magnoliopsida; Poales; Poaceae
Exons: 3
Coding region: 336-1340 (334 amino acids)
Source: RefSeq, a predicted model, not a curated record